AUCCGCUGCAAACAACAAGCGCUCUGUUCCCCCUUCAGCUUGACGCCAUUUACAGCCCAAAUCCCGACCUCCUCUCCGGAAAGAGCCCAAAAAACCCAACACACACAUUCAUGCACGAGUAACAAAAAGUACUCGCGGGACCCGCACGGAGACUCGCGGAUAAACCCCGAGAGGCGCUUCACUUCUGCAGCAGAGCGCUAGUUUCAACUCUUUUACCGCCUCGUGUUCCUGCGGGAUUUACCCCCCUCCCCUUCCCCGUACCCUCUUUUUUUUAACGGGAACGCGUCCCGGUGUGGAAACUCGUCUCGAUGGAUCUUUACCGACGGCUCCCCGCACCGAGCAGCUCGCGCGUGGAAUAAACUCGUCCCGCGAGUUGGAUUUAUUUCACCGAAACGGGAGCAAAGUGUGGCGAGCACGGACUUCAGAUGUGUCCCAUGCCAGCCAGAGUGACCCUUCAGUCCCGAGAUGGAUUCCACGAGUCACAACGACAGCGACGGGGGAGGAGGGCGCUGCGGGCGGUUGCCGCCAUUGGCUGGCUCGCCGGUUAUGCCGCAUGACGAAGGGGGACCGCAACCACGGCCCGCGCUCAACCUGGAGGCUUCGCCAGAUCCGGGGUCGACCAACAGGCGGCCGUCCCACGCUGCAGCAGUGCUGUCCCUUGAUCAGAUCCGCAUCAGUGGCAGCAGUAAUGAGUACACAGAAGGGCCCACAGUUUCCCAGAGGUCUCCGGCCGCUGCGCAUCGGCAACAGAAGAGCGACUUGGUGUCGUUGCCGGGUCCAAGGACCAGUGGGCCACAGAAUGCUCCGGAAGAGGAGCCCAAUAAUCUCUGUGACCGGAAUUUGUUCCCUCAAUAUGGGAACUCCAGUGCUUCCGUCUCGUCCUGGGAGGAAUCGCAGAGCAGCAUUAGGAGCAGCGCGGGCAUCCCGUCCUCCGGCCAGCGGCUCGCCGGCAGCCCGGCGGGGAGCAACCGGGCAAUCAGAACCCAGCCGCCGCGCGCCGAGCUGAACUCCACCGAAGAGCUGAAGCCCCUGAACCGCGAGUCCAGGGCCGUGGUGGCCGUGCCGGGCAGCCAGGCCCAGGGCAACAAGUGCCAGGGCAACAAGUGCGAGGACUGCGGCCGCUGCCGCUGCCCCGAGUGCGGCCGCCCGCGGGUGCUCCCCUCCUGCUGGACGUGCGGCCGGCGGUGCGUGUGCUCGGUGCAGAGCGCGGUGGAGUACGGGACGUGCGUCUGCUGCGUCAAGGGGCUCUUCUACCACUGCUCCAGCGAUGACGAGGACACGUGCGCCGACAAGCCCUUCUCGUGCACGCAGUCGCACUGCUGCGUCCGCUGGACCACCGUGUCGCUCCUCUCCCUGCUCUUCCCCUGUCUCCUGUGCUACCUCCCGGCCAAAGGAUGCGUCCUCGUGUGCCAGAGCUGCUACGAUCGAGUCGCCCGACCAGGCUGUCGGUGCGGGAGCGCAAACCCGAAACGCCGCGAGGACGGCGGCAAGCUGACGUAGGCGAGGCGGCGCCGUGUACCGGAGCGCCGGAGAGACUUUGCGUUGACUGAACUGACGAGAUGGCCCCGUAGUUGUUUAGUUUACGGGUUUGAUUGGAGAGCUAUUGAUGCUUGUGUUUUCCAUGCAGAUCUGACCUGACUCACACACUUGGGACAUGGUCGCGGUUUUGCCUUCAACGAGUGACGAUAAAAGGAGUCGCUCAACCUAGCGUUCUAAGUUUCAGUUGACAGGUAAACCAAAAUAAGCGCUUCUCGUGAUAAAGGGUUAAAGACGCAGUCAACACUGGUUUGUCCGAAUAAAAUAACUUCUUCACUCAAGUGCCCAGAUAUAGUCUUGUUGCUAUGAGAGUCCAAAUGGAUAGCCUUUAUUUUAACGUUUAAUACAACUUAUAUGCUAAAAGCAGACUCCCAUUACUAACUGUAUGUAAAGUAGUAAAUGCAAAGGGUAUGUACAUUAGACGAUGAGUUUGACAGAUGUUUUAUUUUUGUACAUAUAAUACUUCAACUGUGAAAGGUUUUCUGCCAUACGAGAGGCACUUUGAUGAAUCUGCAUUUAUAUGAAUCAGUCGACUUCAUUCUCACCAUGUCUGUACAUUCACUGGAAUGUAUAUCAAUCAUUUAAUUUACAUAAUUUACAAAAAUCGUAUCCCUUCUACUUGUAAAUUGUACAGUGACCAUAUAUGAAAAUUUUAUUUUCUAAUUCCAACAUUGCUUAGUGUAAAGUUAAAAAAUAUAUAUAUUUAUUUGAAGGUUUAUUAUUUUAUAAUGAAAAAUAUUUAUUUUGAAAAAGCAUUGUUCAUGUGUCACCUCUCAUGGGGCUGCCCUGUAGUCGCUCCGGAUUUUGAGGUGACCUGUAGGAGUGUCAAAGCUGGAUGAAUAGUUCACUAUGAAUUAGAAAACAAAUAUAUUAACGUUUGAAAUUAAACAACCUUGAAGUCUGA
This is a messenger RNA of Gasterosteus aculeatus aculeatus (three-spined stickleback), 2440 nucleotides long. It is a transcript of the gene spry2, whose product is annotated as sprouty RTK signaling antagonist 2. NCBI's taxonomy places the organism in Eukaryota, Metazoa, Chordata, Actinopteri, Perciformes, Gasterosteidae. Gene Ontology annotation, cellular component: cytosol; membrane. The record is from RefSeq and is a predicted model, not a curated record. Gene Ontology annotation, biological process: multicellular organism development; negative regulation of fibroblast growth factor receptor signaling pathway; negative regulation of MAP kinase activity.